Megalops cyprinoides (Indo-Pacific tarpon) is the source of this 1957-nucleotide messenger RNA. It is a transcript of the gene usf1, whose product is annotated as upstream transcription factor 1. Gene Ontology annotation, molecular function: protein dimerization activity; DNA-binding transcription factor activity, RNA polymerase II-specific; RNA polymerase II cis-regulatory region sequence-specific DNA binding. The transcript has 11 exons. Gene Ontology annotation, biological process: regulation of transcription by RNA polymerase II. NCBI's taxonomy places the organism in Eukaryota, Metazoa, Chordata, Actinopteri, Elopiformes, Megalopidae. The record is from RefSeq and is a predicted model, not a curated record. The coding region runs from base 140 to 1039 and encodes 299 amino acids.
GGUUGACACGCGUGCGCAGAAGAAGAUUUUACUUGAGCAAACAAGGAAUUUGGAACGGUUCAGUGUCUGCUGAUACGUUCGUCCUGUGUGUUACAGCCAAGAAGAGAGAGCAUUUUUCCAGCUAUCAGCGUCUCUGGAAAUGAAGGGGCAGCAAAAGAGCCCAGACCAUGACGGGAAUGUCCCUGUGAUUGAGGAAGGGGCUGUUGCCACUGCAGAGGACCCAUCUGCCAUUGCCACCAUCCAGUCAGCAACGACCUUUUCGUCAGAGCAGCCAAUCAAAUACCUGUUCAAGACUGAGGGAGCUGGAGGCCAGGUGACGUACCGGGUGAUCCAGGUGUCAGAUGGACAGUUGGAGGGACAGGCGGAUGGAGCCACAGCCGUUAGUGUGGUGGCUGGAUUUCCUGCAUCAACACAGCCUGUCACCCAGGCCGUGUUUUCACAGUCUGAGGGUCUGGAGGGAGAUGGCUCUGAGACUCACUACACCUACUACCCUGCCACAAUAUCUGAUGCCACACCCGGCACCAUGGUUACCAGUGUGCAGGCCCCUGAAGCCCUGCUAAGCCAAAACACACCCACAGGGCAGCUCUAUGUGAUGAUGUCACCCCAGGAGGUCCUGGCUGGAUCCAGUCAGAGAACCAUUGCGCCUGGCACACAGACUUACAGCACUAAAUCAGAUGCGCCACGGACCUCUCGAGAUGACAAAAGGCGAGCCCAGCAUAAUGAAGUUGAACGCAGGCGAAGGGACAAGAUCAACAACUGGAUCGUCCAGCUGUCCAAGACCAUACCGGACUGCACUAUGGACUCUACCAAAACGGGGCAGAGCAAAGGCGGGAUCCUCUCCAAGGCCUGCGACUACAUCCAGGAGCUGCGGCAGAGCAAUGCCAGGCUGGGGGACGACCUCAACACACUGGAGAGGCUAAGGAUGGACAACCAACUGCUACGACAAGAGGUGGAGGACUGGAAAUCGAAGAACCAGAUUCUGAGGAACCAGCUCCGGCAGCACGGCAUUGUGGGAGUGGCCAGUGCGGACCCCCAGUGAAUGCGGCGGUUCUGCGGAAAGGACAGAGAGGGGGUGUGAGGAAGGGGACAGCACUGGCUCAUCAGCGGAGAUGACGAGGUCAAAGAAGGAUCCUCUGGACAGCCACAGCUCCGGAUCCACCGUGUAGAUUAUAAUAUACCCAAUAUUUUUUUACAUGUUACUCAAGACACUGCUUCGCUUCAGUAGAUCUGAAACAACUUUAACAACUGUAGGCCCUUUUACGUCUCAAGAAAGACUCACAAACUGUUUUUUUUUUUCUUCUUCCUUCAUGGACAUUGUAAACUUUGGUCUUUUCUACGAUGUGCUCUUCGGGAGGUGAAUUGUCAGCUUGGUCAUUGUCAGGUUUGGUUGAUCAACUCUGCUGGGGGGAAAAAAGGACUACUCUCUCAAUGUGUCUCACUCACGAGGCCUAGUUUUCAUUAAGAUGGAAAUAAUGUGCAUCAUGCUCUCAAAGCUGAAUCUUAUUUCCGAUGGAGGCGCAAAACUAAUAGGAAGAUGUUCAUUUUGGCUGAAUGAUAAAUGAGAAUCAAAACUCAUAAUUAGUGCCUGGAAGAUCCCUAUGCCAGGCCAGAAGGCCUGUUGCAUAAAAAGCCAUCAAGAGACACACAGUUCAAUACUGGUACAAAGGACUAGAAGGGCACUUACGUAUACAGCAAAAGAAAAGUACCCGUAGAAAUAAUUGCUUCAUCCAUAGUCCGCAAAUGCAGACCAGGGAGGCCAAUGCAAGUGAAUACAGAAAGCUGCAGAUAUUUCGACAAUGUCUUGCACCCCAUUCAAUUUCUGUUGUGUUUCUUGCUCCUCUUGAUCCUUUUUUUAUGUCCAGGAUUCCAAGAGAUGAUUUUUCUUUUGCACUGCAUGUACUUCAGCCAUGUAAGACUUAUUAAAUGUAUGUGCCAGUCCUCCAUCAAUAGUGAGGUU